AUGGCCAUCCGCAACGCCAUAACCGACAUCACUGCAGAUUUCGAUGUCACCAUCCUGACGGGCCUUUCGGUCCACCAUGGGUACACGCUGCAGUAUCUACAGCAGCUUCGACAUCACAAGCCUCUUCUGGCGGCGAUUGUGUUUGUGGUGGAUUCGAUUAAGCCAGAGACGCUUUAUGAAGCUAACGAGGUGUUGUGGACGAUCUGUGAGACGUAUGAGAUCAUGGGCCCCACCAGAGCCGGCAAGACCUCGAUAAUCCAAAAGAUCGAAGACCCCAGCGCCAUAAUCGACCCAGCCAGCUACACUCCGAAUAUCACCUGCGAAAUGCACAUCAUUCGAUCCCCCAUCCUCCUCCCCUCCUCCUCCUCCUCUAUCCAGGACGGCAGAAGCAGUGCCCAGAAGAGACAAGUUCUUAUGUUUUUUGAUACCUCUGACAGCGAACGAUUAAGAGUCUACAACAACAGCUUCUUGCGACACACCCAUGGGAUCAUAUUCGUGAUCGAUUCUUCUCCUCAGGAAGGCCAGACCCGCGAAGAGUAUGUGGAUGAGGCGAGCAAGUCUUUGAGGAGGGUGAUUCACGAAUUGGUAAACCAUGACCAAGACCAGCCGCUGCUUGUGUUUGUGAACAAGCAGGAUCGACCUGAUUCGAUGACUGCAGAGGAGGUGAUUGAGCAUCUUCAUCUGAAAGAUACCUUUUCCACAAGUGGUCGACGAUGGUUUGUGCAGGAGGCGAGCGCUCUUCGGGGGGAAGGAAUCACAAUCGGGUUUGCGUGGUUGUUGGCACAGAUGCAAGACCGCCGGGCCAAUCCUGGAUUGUAG
Linnemannia hyalina is the source of this 819-nucleotide messenger RNA. The record is from the annotation of a GenBank genome assembly. NCBI's taxonomy places the organism in Eukaryota, Fungi, Mortierellomycota, Mortierellomycetes, Mortierellales, Mortierellaceae.